Magnusiomyces paraingens is the source of this 738-nucleotide messenger RNA. RefSeq lists its product as uncharacterized. NCBI's taxonomy places the organism in Eukaryota, Fungi, Ascomycota, Dipodascomycetes, Dipodascales, Dipodascaceae. Gene Ontology annotation, biological process: Golgi vesicle transport. The record is from RefSeq and is a predicted model, not a curated record. The transcript has a single exon. The coding region runs from base 1 to 738 and encodes 245 amino acids. Gene Ontology annotation, cellular component: membrane.
AUGGACCCAUUCAAUCAAGUUUACAGCGAUGCACUCGGCCAAUUAUCAGCUGCUGCCAAAUUGAUUGAAGAUCAUCAAACAAAUCCUAGCGGCUUUCAUAUCGAAGAUCUCAACAAUAUUAUUCAAGAACUGGUAGAGACUAUCCAUGAUUUAUCACAAAGUAUGGGAGCCAUCCAGAGCCAACCACAAAAUUUUGGAUUAACAGAUCACGAAGUUCAACAACGCAUUUCUCAGGUUGGGUAUUUAAAUCAGCAGCUCAUGGAUCUACAGCAAAAGGUCAUCGAAAUCCGAGAAACUGUCAGUAGUAAAAACAAUGCCAGCAGCUCAAAUACGAACGCAGGCAACACACAAAGUCAGCUAUUCUCUUCAAACCAGGCUUCUCUUCCUCAGUCCAAUGAUGAUCCAAGUACCACAGAAAUAAACUAUAAUCCAAAUACCACCAGCUCUCUGCUAUACCAACAGGAGCUUGAGAAUCAAGAUACACUCCUGGACUCUGUUUACCACACCGUUAAUAACCUUAAUCAGCAAGCAAGUCAAAUGACUCAAGAACUUCACGAGCAGUCUACAAUUAUUGAAGACUUCGACAGACAUGUCGACACUGCGCAAGAUAAAUUACGUCGCGGUAUGAAACGCGUCGAUUGGGUAAUUCGCAACAACCAAGAAACUCUCAGCUCAUGUUGUAUCACCCUUCUUAUAUUAGUUCUUUUUAUACUACUAAUCUUAUUAAUUGUCCUUUAA